This is a messenger RNA of Cygnus atratus (black swan), 1268 nucleotides long. It is a transcript of the gene GPX3, whose product is annotated as glutathione peroxidase 3. Gene Ontology annotation, molecular function: glutathione peroxidase activity. Gene Ontology annotation, biological process: response to oxidative stress. The transcript has 5 exons. NCBI's taxonomy places the organism in Eukaryota, Metazoa, Chordata, Aves, Anseriformes, Anatidae. The record is from RefSeq and is a predicted model, not a curated record.
CGGCCGCCCCAGGGCGCACACGGUUAACGCGCGGCCCCGUCCCUCCCGGCGGGGAUUGGCUCCGCGGGGCGGCCCCGCCGCUAUUUCCCCGUCGCCACCGGGCUGGGAGAGGGCAGAAGGCGGCGAGGCUGAGCCCCUCCGUGCCGCGCUUCCCCGGGGGGGGGUUGCCCGCGACCGCCCCCGCCAUGGGGAGCUGGUGCCGGGGAGCUUGGAUUUUGUCCCUCGUCUUGGCCGGGUUCGCGCAGCCGGGGCAGAGCCAGGAGAGGGAGAAGGUGAAAUGCUAUGACUCGGUGCGGGGCACCAUCUACGACUACGGGGCCCUGACCAUCGACGGGGACGAGUACAUCCCCUUCAGGAAGUACGCGGGGAAGAUGGUGCUCUUCGUCAACGUGGCCACCUACUGAGGGCUGACCCUGCAGUACCUCGAACUGAAUGCACUACAAAAUGAGCUGGGGCCCUACGGGCUCGUGGUCCUGGGCUUCCCCUCCAACCAAUUCGGGAAGCAGGAGCCUGGCCAGAACUCCGAGAUCCUCCCGGCGCUGAAGUACGUCCGGCCAGGAGGCGGCUUCGUCCCCAACUUCCAGCUCUUCCAGAAAGGGGAUGUGAACGGGGCCAAGGAGCAGAAGGUCUACAGCUUCCUGAAGAACUCCUGCCCACCGGUGGCGGAGGAGUUCGGGAACCCCAAGAACCUCUUCUGGGAGCCCCUGCGGAACCACGACAUCAAGUGGAACUUCGAGAAGUUCCUGGUGGGCCCCGACGGCGUGCCCGUCAUGCGCUGGUACCACCGCGCCAACAUCGCCAUCGUGAAGAACGACAUCAUCGCCUACAUGCGGCAGCAGCGGGGCCGCUAGGGCCGGUGGCACCGGGGUGGAGCGGGUCACCCCCAAGAUGCCCUCUCCCCCCUGGAGAUCCAACCCCAUGCUGCAUCACCGUCCCUCUCCCCAAGGACCAGUCCCACCGCGUCCUCCCCACCUCCACCCCUGCUGGUGACCCCCCCCCCCCCCCCCAGGCCAGCAGCUCACCCCCCCGCUCAGCGGGCGCAGGGGCCGCCCCCCCGGGGGCAGAAGAUCGCAUCUCCAUGAAGGCCUGGCCCGAAAGCCCCCGGCGUGGGGCGGGCCUGGCCUGAUCCUGCCCGGGCGCGGAGCAGCUCUUCAGUGCAUUCAGGCUGCCCGCGGUGCCGCGCAGGGACGCGCUCCUCUCCCAGCCCGGGGCGCCGGCCCCUGUGCUCCCCCCCUAGAAAUGCCAAAUAAAGGCUCUGCAAACGCGCA